This is a messenger RNA of Mus caroli (Ryukyu mouse), 784 nucleotides long. It is a transcript of the gene Fis1, whose product is annotated as fission, mitochondrial 1. Gene Ontology annotation, molecular function: protein binding. The record is from RefSeq and is a predicted model, not a curated record. Gene Ontology annotation, biological process: peroxisome fission; mitochondrial fragmentation involved in apoptotic process; mitochondrial fission. Gene Ontology annotation, cellular component: mitochondrial outer membrane; peroxisomal membrane. NCBI's taxonomy places the organism in Eukaryota, Metazoa, Chordata, Mammalia, Rodentia, Muridae.
CNUCCACAGGUCGAUGCCGGAAGUGCCUCUCCGCCCCUGCUGCUGGACCAUGGAGACCGUGGCCCAGUAGAGACCUUAGUGUGAGGCUUUCAGGGGCGGCGGCCAUGGAGGCCGUGCUGAACGAGCUGGUGUCUGUGGAGGAUCUGAAGAAUUUUGAAAGGAAAUUUCAGUCUGAGCAGGCAGCUGGUUCUGUGUCCAAGAGCACGCAGUUUGAAUAUGCCUGGUGCCUGGUUCGAAGCAAAUACAAUGAGGACAUCCGCAGAGGCAUCGUGCUGCUGGAGGAGCUGUUGCCCAAAGGGAACAAAGAGGAACAGCGGGACUAUGUCUUCUACCUGGCCGUGGGCAACUACCGGCUCAAGGAAUAUGAAAAGGCUCUAAAGUAUGUGCGAGGACUGUUGCAGACUGAGCCCCAGAACAACCAGGCCAAGGAGCUGGAACGCCUGAUUGAUAAGGCCAUGAAGAAAGAUGGACUGGUAGGCAUGGCCAUCGUUGGUGGCAUGGCCCUGGGUGUGGCCGGCCUGGCUGGACUCAUUGGACUGGCUGUCUCCAAGUCCAAAUCCUGAAGGCAGCCUUCACCUGCUCUCUGCCCCGGGACGCCUAGGAGCCUGGGGGACACUGGAAGAGGGGCCUGUCCAUCCUCACCAUCGCCUUCCCUUUUCUCCUGCACCCCUGUAGUCUACCUCUACAGUCUCCAUGACCCCCAGCCUCCUAGCCCCUGCACCUGUCCUUUAACCCUGUCAUGCUUUGCAAUGAGUGUAAAUAAAAUUGGGCCGUGGCUCAGGAA